Drosophila takahashii is the source of this 2381-nucleotide messenger RNA. Its product is annotated as glutactin. Gene Ontology annotation, molecular function: serine hydrolase activity. The record is from RefSeq and is a predicted model, not a curated record. NCBI's taxonomy places the organism in Eukaryota, Metazoa, Arthropoda, Insecta, Diptera, Drosophilidae.
GCAUAAUCCCAUCCAGAUCGCGGGCUUGCCUUUCGGCUAUACAUCGCCAAAGUUGGCAUUUAGACUGGGCGCCGAUGAAUAUUCAACGAUUGGAAUCGCGAAAAGUGGCGAUCAAGUUAAGAGGAAGAUUUGGACAGAGUGCUGACUUGACCCCAUUUUUUCGAAAUAGAACCCGUGCCCGGUCAAGAGUCACUUGAAGAUGCCGAGAAAGUCUUCUUGGUGGGCAGAGAUCUGAGCUAGCAAACAGUUCGAUUCCAUCUGGCAAAACCAGCAGAUCGAAAUAAAGACAAAUUAUAAAAUGGCGAGGUUUAGUGGAGUUAUCCUGCUCCUAGCAAUCGUCCUUUUGGCCCUUUUCGUGGCCGAUGGCCUAGCGGAGAAGAACACCAAUAGACAAAAGCAGCAGAACCCCAGGCCCGGAAACCAAGGCUUGGGUAACCGCAAAAACAAGCGUCCAAAGCCCCAACAAGGCCAGAAACAGAAGCCCAACAAGCAACAGGUGCAGAAUGCCCAAGAACCCAAGGUGUUCACUGCAACGGUUCCCGAUUUGGGCAGGCUCCGAGGCCGAACUCUCAACACCGAUUGGACUGGAAAGAAGAUAAUGCAGUUCCUAGACAUUCCCUAUGGAAAAGCCGAGAGAUUUAAGCCAGCUGAGCCAGCACCAGCUUGGAGGGGCGUCCUUCCCGCCCAUCGACCCCACGCCGGCUGUCCAUCCAUUCAGGAUCUGAUCGUAUUCGCUAAGCUGGAAGAGAACGGCUUCGAUGUGGAGGACUGCCUGCGGCUGACAGUGAGCACCAAGGCGAUGGAGGGCAAGUCCCUACCGGUAAUGGUGUACAUCCACGGAGACUUCUUCUACGACGGCGACUCCGUGGAGGCAGCUCCCGGGUAUUUGUUGGAGCAGGAUGUCGUCCUGGUGUCCGUGCGCUAUCGCCUUGGACCUUUUGGCUUCCUGUCCACGCUGACCGACGAGAUGCCUGGCAAUGCAGCGGUCACCGAUAUUAUCCUGGCGCUCCAGUGGGUGCAGAAGCACAUCGCAUCCUUCGGUGGCGAUCCACAAAGAGUGACCCUAUUCGGUCAAGUGGGCGGGGCAGCUCUGGUAAACGUCCUCACCCUGAGUCCAGCGGUUCCGGCCGGCCUCUUCCACCGCGUCAUCUAUCAGUCGGGCACCGCCCUGUCGCCCGCCUUCAUCACGGAUGCACCGCUGAGUUCCACCAAGGCCAUCGGCCGGAUUGCGGGCUGCAAACAGCCCACCAAGGUUGAUCAGCUGAACAAGUGCCUGACCCGCCUGAAUGCCACCAUGCUUCUGGCCGCCUUCAGUGUCCACGGCGAGGACCAGCCCUCGUUGUCGGGUGGAGCGUACGGCGGAGUGCAGCUCGUAAUCGGAGGUCCUUCUGGCAUCCUGCCGGAGCAUCCAGGUCGCUUGCUGGCCGCCGAGAAGUUCCAGGCCUAUCCCACAAUGGGCGGUAGCGUCAAGCACGGCGGCACCUUUAUGCUGAGAGACAUUUUUGCGGACAUCUUUAACGAGACGAUUUUGGAUGACAAAAUGACGGGACGCCAGUACAUCGACACCAUUAUCGAACAGGCCAAUGGCGCAGAUCCCACUGGAUCGUGGAGGGAGUUCUCCGACGAGGAGAUCUUUUCUGAUGCUGAUGUUAAGAACGGCACCUUUAAGCGCCUGACCCCGGGUCUCAUUGAUCUCUGCAGCACUAUUUCUCUAAAGAAUCCUGUGCUGCUGGUCUUGCAGGCCAACGCCAAGAAGCUGCCCAACAGCACUUACCUGUACAGCUUCGACUACGAGGGCGAGCAGAAUCGCUAUGCCACCGAUCAGAGCGAGGCCAGCUUCGUGCCCUUCGACAUGGGGGUUUCGCUUACGGACGACAACCUGUACCUGUUCCCCUGGCCGCGUUUCAUUUCCCUCAACUCGAACCGCGAUCUCAAGGUGGCCAGGCGCAUGGUGGCCCUGUGGACGUCCUUCGCGGCGACGGGGGUUCCCCAAGCACCCGGUCUGCCCACCUGGCCGACCAUGAGCGACGAAACAGGACCCUACAUGAGGAUUGGUCGCACCGUUAGUUUCGGCGACAAUUACCUGGACGAAUACCGCAUUGCCGUUGAGGAGGUGAAACAAGGAUACAGCUUGGUCAACCAGGACUACUACGAUUUGGAAUCGGCUCUGCUGGCGGCCAGCAAACAGGAUCAAUUGCCCGCCUCCGACGAGGAGGAUGACCAGGAGGAUGAAACCGAAGGGGAGAGGGCUGCCAAUGAGGCUCGCGGCCAGAACUUGGUCUUCAUUGCCAGGAAGUCCACGCGCACUCAGAAGCAGUAGAGCCACGAAAUCAUUUGAUCCACGCUUUCCUUUUAUUUAUUUUGACAAAGAACUUUCCUAA